UCGUGGGGCGGGACCAGGAGAUGCAUCGCGCCUGCGCGAAGGCAGGACGGCGGGCUGCGACGUAACGUUUGAAACGAGUGGCGGGGAAGCGCUGCCGGAGCCGGGGCGUUCGCUGUUUGCCCGGUGUAAGGCGCGCCUUCGUCUGUGGGCCGAGCCAUGGCGCUGCAGCUCACCCGGGAGCAGGGUAUUACCCUCCGCGGGAGCGCCGAAAUCGUGGCCGAGUUCUUCUCAUUUGGCAUUAACAGCAUUUUAUAUCAGCGUGGCAUAUAUCCAUCUGAAACCUUUACUCGAGUGCAAAAAUAUGGACUCACCUUGCUUGUGACUACAGAUCCUGAACUCAUCAAAUAUCUGAAUAAUGUGGUGGAACAACUAAAAGAAUGGUUAUACAAAUGUUCUGUUCAGAAACUGGUGGUAGUCAUCUCAAAUAUUGAAAGUGGUGAGGUCCUUGAAAGAUGGCAGUUUGAUAUUGAGUGUGACAAGACUGCAAAAGAUGACAGUGCAGCCAGAGAAAAGUCUCAGAAAGCUAUCCAAGAUGAGAUCCGUUCAGUGAUCAGACAGAUCACAGCUACAGUAACAUUUCUGCCGCUGUUGGAAGUUUCCUGUUCGUUUGAUCUACUGAUUUACACAGAUAAAGAUUUGGUUGUACCUGAGAAAUGGGAAGAAUCAGGACCACAGUUCAUUACCAAUUCUGAGGAAGUCCGUCUUCGUUCAUUCACUACUACAAUCCACAAAGUAAAUAGCAUGGUGGCCUACAAAAUUCCUGUCAAUGACUGAGAGAUGAGCUGAGAAAAAUAAUGUACUUGCAAUUCUCAAAUGUGUUUUCCUGAAAGGAAGUCAACUACAAGUUGAUAUGUUUUAUUUCGCUGGUUAAUUUUUAGGUGGGGAAACAACAUUAUACCCUACUGAAGUGUGCAUCAUCCAUUUUUUGUACCUGUUUAAUGUUCCGUGGAGUUGACAUCAUGAAUUUGAGGAGAUGAUGGCAUUAUCCCCUCAUGAAUGUAUUUGGCUAAAUAGAUGAGCACAAAAGCAUGUUGCACGUUGUCCAAAAGGGAAUCAGUGUUCUAAUGUCCGUUCUUUUGAAGGUGGCAACGGUAGUUGGAAAAACUUUAACUAUAAAGCUAAAUAACUUCCUAAAUCAGACAUUUUGGUCAAGUAGCUUGAGUCAGAAUAUAGGUAGGGUGAUAUUUAAUCGUAAAUUACAGCAAAAGAAACCUGGAUAUUCAGAAUCUUUGUUUAGAUCCUGAAAAUAACUAAUAUAAUCCAUAGGUCAAGAAAUAUUGAGGUCCUUCCAGCAUUUUUUUAGAUACAAAGUUCCCAUGUUGAAAAAAUUUCCGAUUAUUUGACUUUAAUUUAUAUGACUUUACCUGUGAAGCUAUGAGUGUUUCUACUGUUUAAUUUCCUGUAAUAGAGAACUCUUUGAAAAUGUCCUUUUAUGUUUGAUAAAAAUCAAGCUUUUAAUGACAAUUGUGAAAUAAAGUUAAAUUUAAAUUUGUUUUAAAAUAUUUUGAUAUUGGUGUUAAAUGGUAGCUAGGAUGGGUUCAGUAUUGCAAAUGAUUUUUUUGUGUCACCUAGGCUAUAGGUCCAAAGCAUACAAAGGCAAGGAAAUCUUGAGGUACCUUGAAUCUAUUGUUUGAUUAUACCACUUUAAUCUCAUAAUAAUCGACUUAAAAUAAACUUUGGUUGUUUGUGUAAAAAGAGAUAUGCCACUUGGAAUUAGUUCAGUUUAGCAAAUGUUGGAUUGUGGUACCUUUAGGAGUCCCUGGGUGGCGAAAAAAUUAAGCACUGGACUAGUAACGAAAAGUUUGGUGGUUCAAACUCACCUACAGGCAACUCAUAAAUAAGGCCUGGCAAUCUGCUUUCAAAAUUUCACAGCCUUGAAAACCAUGGAGCAGUUCUACUCUGUGUACAGUGGGUUGCCAUGAGGUAAAAUCAACUCGAGGGCAACUGACAAUAACCACAAAGUGCCUUUCUACACUCUUAGCCUUACCUUCUUGACUUAUGUGUAAGAUUUCUCACUAUAUCCUUAAUAUAGCCUUUUUUUACUGUCAGCUUCGUAAUCUUUCUAUACUUAGACAGCUUGCUUAUCCCUGUGCCUGCAUUAAUAUCAUCAUCAGGUGUGUUCUAUCUAGUUCCCACCUAUUUUUCCAAGGUCAAUUUAUUGCAGACUUCAAAGAAGUCUUUUAUAAUCUGUAUUCUAAAUCUCAUCUCUCUUGUAGCGAUUAAAUUUAUUAAGUUGCUACAGAGUCCAUUCAACAUGGUUCUCAGCUCUUAUGUACUAACUCAUUUAACUUUCACUUUUAAGUGAAUACACAUAGCCUGUAUCCGUUUAUUCAAAAAUUACAUUUUGAACAUCUGUUAAUGUGCAAAACUACUGUGUUACCAGUGCCAGGAUGAAUGAAACAACGUUCUGGCCUUUCCAAGCUUAAAAUCUUAGGAGGCAAAGGAAAAUAUAUUGCAGAGGACCAUAAAGUAGCCACACAUGUCAUUUAAUUAUGUAUUUCUUUGUCUUCAUUAGGUCACCUGAUGAAUCAUAUCUUCUUAAUCUGAUUGCAUGCUUUCUAAGAACAAAGUGCAUUGUCUUACAUUCCUUCAUCUCAGUGCUUGGCAAAUAGAUGCCACUAUUUGAUGCUGGUUAGCUGUUAAGAAAGCCCAUACCCUAAGGAGCUGUCAAAGCUCCCUUAAUGAGGCCCAGGUGGCUAGAAAGGGUUACCUGCAAGUCUGUUUUCCUGAAUAAGAAAAAUAAUAAUGCAGAAAUGGAAGCAUUUUUGAAUUAGGCAUAAUCAAAAGUCUCUAGGUUUCCAAACAACAUAUAGUUUAAUACAAAGUGGACACUAUUAAAAUUAAGGCAUUCAUUUGAAUUCUUGGACAGUUCAUAACCUCUAACAUUUGAAAUACAGGUUGAGAAGGGAAGCAGAAAUAAAACAUUGGAAUAAAUAAGGAGAGAUGAAAAUUCUGGUUGUAUUUUUAGGUAGUAUGUUUGAAAAUCUUUAAAGAAAGCAAGGACUGUUUAGCCUUCAAGAAGCAUUGAAUGCCUAUGUAGUAAACAAUGGAAAUGAUAAAUAAGAUACGGUUCUUCCCCAAAAGGAGCUCACAUAUUACUGAUCACACUAAAAUUUCAGGCAUUCAUGUCUUUAUUUGGCAAAUUAAAUGAUCUUGUUUUAAUUUGUGAUUUAGUAUAGCACUGACUUCUUUCUCCUUUAAGAGACAUCUCCAGAAAUUAAUGCUGUGGAUUUUAAUGUUUCUCGUUCAAAGUAGUUUUAAUGAUAGGAGCUUCUGUCCUAUGGUCUGUAGCUGCAACUCUGUAGUACCAAUUCUGCAUCAGGUAAGCUCUUGUUUUGAAAAUAAAAGCUGGUUUAGGGAAGGUUUAGUGGAAGAAUGUUAACUGCAUAAGGAAUCAAAGGCUGAAAACCUGAGAAGUAGGGCAGCUUUAGAGUUCUCAGUGACAGAAACUGGAUUCUAUAUUUCUAUGUAAUAAAUAGACCUUUCCCCAAAUGACCUUGCUUGAUGAAUUCCAGAAAAAUGUCAGUGGAAAGUUUUGCCUUUCAGUUUGAGAAUAAAGAAUAUAAAACUCUGAAAUCACAUUUUCAAAGGUUCAGAAUAUAUUUCAGUCUCUUCAUCUCAGCUAAUACUGUUAACAGAGUUAAAUUUUUCAAUUUUACAUUUGCAUGACACUGUUUACUGUUGUAGGGUUCUAAAGACCAGGCUAUGUAUCACUUAAGAAAUAAACAUCUUGGAGUUGAAUAGGAGUCAAGCUAUGAGCUUUAUUAAAGAGAGAUGAGAAAACAGCUUUGGUCUAUGACUUCAAUUCGACUUGUCCCAAUUCUACCCCUUUAGGCGUACCUUAGGGGAAGACAUUUAAAGCAAAGAGCUGUAAGGAUUGUGACAGGCUUCUACACCAUUUUAAGCAGAGACAUGAAGAUUCCAAGAGUCUGGUGGGCCUCUAGACCUGGCCUAGACUCUGAUUCAGUUUUGCUUACCAUAGGUAGAGGAAUGAAAACAUGUUCCCGUUGAGCCCAUCAAAGUCUGAAAUAGAGCCCAGAAGGGACUGAGCUACACCUGGUCUCUAGGAUCCUUCUCCUAGUGUCUUCAGUCUGAGAAGUCAAGCCUUCGUGGGAAUGUCCAAGCAGAGGUAUAACAAUCUCACUUAUUAGUUGGCUUUUGCUGCAUAGUAAAGAGCCAUGGGGUAUCAGUAAGCUCUUAUUCUCACAAGUCUACAGGUUAGCUGAAGUUGUUGUGUUCCACAUACCUCAUUCUACCAUCAGAGGGGCAGUGACUAGGUAAGACUGUUAAGGCUUAACUUCAGAACCUUCAUACUGAUGUUUCUCCCACAUUCCCCUAAUGAAAGCAAGACUCAUGGCCAAGCCAAAUAUCAAUGGGCAGGGGAUGAUACAUGGAGGCGAGGGAGGGGAAACAUGAAAGCAAUCUGAUAAAUCAGGGGUUGACAAGCUUUUUCUGUAAAGAGCCAGAUAGUAAAUAGUUCAGGGUUUGUAGGCAUCUGGUUUCUGUUGCACCUACUCAAGUUUGCCAUUGUAUCUCAAAAGCACAUGUAGACAGUACAUAAAGAAAUGAGCCUGGCUGUGUUCCAAUACCAAAAACCAAGUGAUGAGCAGGAUUUGGCCUGAUGGUUGUAGUUUGCCUGUAAUAGAUCAUAGUUUGUUCUUUGGUCACAAAUAUUAAAACCCCUCCCUACUUCUGAGAAUUCUAUUUUGUGAUAUUUAUUUAAGGCUCACAUGUAAAACAAUAUCAUUUGUUAUCUCCAUCCUCAGUAUCUCAAAUCAUAUGGCAAGUCUUCCUAUUUUAUCUUAAUUCCAUAUUCUCUGAAGCACAAAUCAAGCACAAAAUUCUUCAAGGUAUUUAUUGCCCAGGACACACCAUAGUAAAUUUUGAUAUGAAAACUUGGGAAGUGACUUCCAUGCCAUGUUGUUGUUG
This is a messenger RNA of Loxodonta africana (African savanna elephant), 4929 nucleotides long. Its product is annotated as mitotic spindle assembly checkpoint protein MAD2A. The transcript is spliced from 5 exons. The coding region runs from base 157 to 774 and encodes 205 amino acids. Gene Ontology annotation, cellular component: kinetochore; cytoplasm; nucleoplasm. Gene Ontology annotation, biological process: mitotic spindle assembly checkpoint signaling. NCBI's taxonomy places the organism in Eukaryota, Metazoa, Chordata, Mammalia, Proboscidea, Elephantidae. The record is from RefSeq and is a predicted model, not a curated record.